CCUGGGCCACCCUCCGUCCCCGGGCAGGCAGGGUCUCAGCCUGCGGAAAGUUUUCUGCGCCGGGAGGAAGUUAGACUUUUGGAGAUUGUGAGAAAGCAGCUCUCGUGGCUGCAGGGUUCUGGGCGGCCAUGGAGGAGCCCCCUUUGCGAGAGGAGGAAGAGGAGGAGGGGGAAGAAGAGGAGGAAGAAGGAGACGAGGCUGGGCCCGAGGGGGCUUUGGGCAAGAGCCCCUUCCAGUUGACCGCCGAGGACGUGUAUGAUAUCUCCUAUGUGAUGGGCCGCGAGCUGAUGGCCCUGGGCAGCGACCCCCGGGUGACACAGCUGCAGUUCAAGAUCGUCCGCGUCCUGGAGAUGCUGGAGACGCUGGUGAAUGAGGGCAACCUGACCGUGGAGGAGCUGAGAAUGGAGAGGGACAGCCUCAAGAAGGAGGUGGAGGGGCUGCGGACCGAGGGCUCGGCGGCAGGCAGGGAGGUAAACCUGGGACCAGACAAAAUGGUGGUUGACCUGACAGAUCCCAACCGGCCACGCUUCACUCUGCAGGAGCUAAGGGAUGUGCUCCAGGAGCGCAACAAACUCAAGUCCCAGCUGCUGCUGGUGCAGGAAGAGCUGCAGUGCUAUAAGAGUGGUCUGAUUCCACCAAGAGAAGGCUCAGGAGGACGAAGAGAAAAAGAUACCCUUGUCACCAGGCCCAGCAAUGCCAGAAGUAACAAGGAGGAGAAGACCAUCAUAAGGAAGUUGUUCUUUUUCCGAUCAGGGAAGUAGACACAGCUCUAAGGCCACGACUAAGGCAGAGGGUCUCGGACUCAACAAGGCAACGCGCCAAGACUCCCAGACACAUCUCUCGGUGCCACGUAUAUGCACCGUCCUCGCUCAUUUGUUUCCCCUGAAAGCCACCAAGGAGGAAGGAGGGGAGGCGCUCUCAUGAUCACUGUCUGCCAGGCUGCAGAACUGGACACCCCUGGGCGCUUGGCCUGGGCAAGACAGGAGAAGGAAAGCAAAACAAGACCUAAUUCCUGCUCCAUUCAGCCUCACGGGGGGGGGGGGGGGGGAAGGGGGGGCCUCCAGCAUGCGCAUGCGCCUUCCACUUGUCUGGUCCCGCAGGUGACCCUCGUCUCUACCGUGUGGUAGCGGCAAAAAUGCAUGAGCCCACAGGGAGAGGGGAGGAGAGAACGCAGGAAAAAAUGGUAAUGACAUUCCAGUGAUUUCAUGGAUAUGUAGUGAAUAUUCGAUUUUGCUUCACGUGACUUUACAUGAUUUUACAUGAUUUUGUAUCAAAGUAAAACGACUUUUAUACUUUC
Messenger RNA from Panthera uncia (snow leopard), 1297 nucleotides. It is a transcript of the gene RILPL2, whose product is annotated as Rab interacting lysosomal protein like 2. Gene Ontology annotation, biological process: cilium assembly. Lineage: Eukaryota; Metazoa; Chordata; Mammalia; Carnivora; Felidae. Gene Ontology annotation, molecular function: protein dimerization activity. The coding region runs from base 129 to 761 and encodes 210 amino acids. Gene Ontology annotation, cellular component: ciliary basal body; cytoplasm. The record is from RefSeq and is a predicted model, not a curated record. The transcript is spliced from 4 exons.